Molecule: messenger RNA, 1794 nt
Organism: Dovyalis caffra
Lineage: Eukaryota; Viridiplantae; Streptophyta; Magnoliopsida; Malpighiales; Salicaceae
Source: the annotation of a GenBank genome assembly
AUGAUAAACGUCCUGAACGUGGCAGAGAAGCCGUCUGUGGCGAAAUCGGUGGCAACCAUACUGUCACGGAAUCAGCUUCGAGUGAGAGACGGACGGUCCCGGUACAACAGAAUAUUCGAGUUCAAUUACUCGAUUGGCGGCCAACAAUGCCACAUGCUUGUCACUUCCGUCACCGGUCAUCUCAUGGAGCUCGAAUUCGAAGAUAGAUUUCGAAAGUGGCAUUCUUGUGACCCCGCCGAUCUCUACACGGCUCCCGUUCGCAAAUUCGUCCCUGAGGAUAAGUUGGAUAUAAGAAGGACAUUGGAGGAGGAAGCAAGGAGGUGUCAAUGGCUUGUGUUGUGGCUAGAUUGUGAUAGAGAAGGGGAAAACAUUGCAUUUGAAGUUGUGGAAGUUUGUAGAGCUGUAAAUCGAAAUCUUACGAUAAGGAGGGCUCGGUUUUCUGCUUUAAUUGAAAGGGAUAUUCAUGAAGCAGUUCAGAAUCUUGUUGCUCCUAAUCAGUGGUUUUCGGAUGCAGUGGACGCUAGGCAAGAAAUUGAUCUCCGAAUUGGUGCUUCUUUCACUAGGUUUCAAACGAUGUUGUUGAGAGAUAGGUUUGUUAUUGAUUCCGCUCAAGAUGAUAGAAAUCUUAUUCUAAGUUAUGGGCCUUGUCAGUUCCCUACACUUGGGUUUGUUGUGGAACGUUACUGGGAGAUACAAUCACAUGAGCCCGAAGAUUUUUGGACUAUCAAUUGUUCUCAUAGAUCGGACGAAGGCCUUGCUACUUUCAGUUGGAUGCGUGGACAUCUUUUUGAUUAUAUCUCAUCUGUUAUACUUUAUGAAAUGUGUGUUGAGGAACCAACUGCAACAGUGACAAAGGUCCAGCAGCAGGAGAAGCUGAAGUAUCCCCCAUAUCCUUUGAGUACGAUUGAGCUUGAAAAACGUGCUUCACGGUACUUUCGGAUGAGUUCUGAACAAACCAUGAAGGUGGCAGAAGACCUAUACCAAGCUGGUUUCAUUAGUUAUCCUCGUACAGAGACUGACUGCUUCUCUUCCAGGACUGAUUUGCAUACAAUCGUGCAAGAACAACGAGAGCAUCCUGUCUGGGGAUCAUAUGCACAAAGAUUGUUAGAUCCUGGAGCAGGACUUUGGAGGAACCCUAGUAGUGGUGGGCAUGAUGACAAGGCCCAUCCACCCAUCCAUCCAACAAAAUUUUCCGCUGGAGAAUCCCGGUGGAGUCAAGAUCACCAUAAAUUGUAUGAGCUGGUUGUUCGGCAUUUUCUGGCUUGUGUUUCACAGCCAGCUGUUGGGGCUGAAACUAUAGUUGAAAUUGAUAUUGCUGGUGAAAUGUUUUCUGCAUCAGGGAGAGUGAUAUUAGCUUUCAUUCCGACAACAUUGACUCUGGACUCUGGAGUCACUAGACCCCCACCUCUUUUAAGUGAAGCUGAUUUGUUGAGUUGUAUGGACAAGGCGGGCAUUGGUACAGACGCAACAAUGCACGAUCACAUAAAAAAGCUGCUCGAUCGAUUCUAUGCCACAAAGGAUGCAAACACUCGCUUUUCACCAACUAAUCUUGGUGAGGCACUAGUUAUGGGAUAUGAUGACAUAGGGUAUGAACUAUGGAAACCAAAUCUGAGAUCGCUGAUGGAGUAUGACAUGAAAGAAGUCAGCAUGGGCAAUAAAAGUAAAGCAGAAGUUUUGGCAACUUGCUUGCAGCAGAUGAAAGCUUGCUUCUUAGAUCUUGUUUCUGAAAAAGAUGACUCAAAUGUCUCUCUGACAUAUAUACUUCCAAUGCCAAUUCUCACAAUUCAUAACUGA